AUGGACUCCUUUCAAUCCACCUCGGUCGCAUCUCGGUCCGCAUCUUCUGAGCUCUCAUCUUUUGAGUUCUCGUCAGUUAAAUCCGAAUCUGAGGAUCCUCUUGCGCAACUGGCGGAGGAAGUGGAGCAGCAGCCAUUCACCACCAACCAGAGAUUACAAAAUUCCUUGGAAGGCCGUCAACGAGCGCUUCAACAAGACCGAACUCGCGAUCAGUACUUGGUCUUUACGUCUGUCCCCCCGGCGCAAUAUUCUAGACUAAGUGAUGAUGGGUUACGAACAAGCAAGUAUUGCCGAUUCUUUUUCAAUACAGAAACGGGAACCUUGAUUGCGAAAGUCAUGCCGCAUCCUGCACAUGAGCUUGUAAUAAGAUUAUUUGAUUCAUUGAUCUCUCUCGAGCUACGUAUGAUAAACGUGCAUCGUGACGUGAUGCCUUUCGGUUCGACUACUGUUACAAUUGGAAAUUGGAAAAAAGAGGCCGACUGCUGCUGGGCUCCGGCUUCGACAAAUCCAAGACUGAGUUUUGUGGUGGAAGUAGGAUUAUCAGAGUCUACGCGACAACUUGCUCUUGAUACACGCGGUUGGCUUGAGACUUACUCCUCUUCUGUGAAGCUUGUGGUUACGAUUAGUAUUAAUCGUGAAAAUCCGGAGAUUAUCUUACAGAGAUGGGAACUUAUUCCCCGAGGAUAUCGCGUUCUUACAAGGUCAUCCUAUCUUUCCGCCUCUCUUUCCGCGCGUCCUACUACAAUCCUCAAAUUAUCUCGAACGAAUAAUACGACAUUUAUUACCGGAGAGUCCUACCUAAAUGGUAUAACUACAACUACGACACAGCUGGAUCUACCGUUCGACAAGGUUGUUGGCCGUUCUCCUCGCCAGCCCCCGGAGAGAGACUUACUGAUACCCGAACAAGAGCUGAGAAAUUUUGCUGAGGAUAUCUGGAGGGUGCAGAGUCUCCUCUAA
Messenger RNA from Penicillium diatomitis, 957 nucleotides. RefSeq lists its product as uncharacterized. The coding region runs from base 1 to 957 and encodes 318 amino acids. The transcript has a single exon. Lineage: Eukaryota; Fungi; Ascomycota; Eurotiomycetes; Eurotiales; Aspergillaceae. The record is from RefSeq and is a predicted model, not a curated record.